Molecule: messenger RNA, 919 nt
Organism: Dreissena polymorpha
Lineage: Eukaryota; Metazoa; Mollusca; Bivalvia; Myida; Dreissenidae
Exons: 3
Coding region: 227-745 (172 amino acids)
Source: RefSeq, a predicted model, not a curated record
UGGACCCAAAGGUUCCAUUUAGACACUGCUAUAGAACAUGAAGCCGAUGUGAUCUGAUAUCGAAAACGAACGCUCUGAAAUCAAAGUAACCAGCGGAUUGUUCCCAUCAAGCGCUUUGAGACGGCGAGAGAUCAAGAUCUAUAAAACCUGGACCGCGCGUACAAUCAAUCCAAGAGCUCUUAGUGUCGCGCUUUGCAAGAUAGGAACGUACAUCAUAUUUUAAAGAAUGACAACUGACUACGCAUUGUACGUCCUUUCCAUCCUGACGUUCGUCGCUAUAAAGGUCUCCUUUACUGGCGCCCGAUCCAAUAAUCUAGACUAUUUAGAAUCUUCGCCGAAUCUAAAUGACAGACUGGACAAAAUCAGAUCGUUGUACGCAUUCAUGAACGAGGCAGAUGAAACUCCCGAAAAGCGACGGUCGUUGUUACGCUUUGGAAAAAGACGGUCCUUGUUCCGUUUCGGCAAGCGAGGAAGCAUCCUUCGAUUCGGAAAGAGAAGCGGGUAUGCGCCAUACACAUCAGACGACUACUUACCUUACUACCCAUCUCAAAGCUUUGACGGGCCUCGAGACUUUGAUGAGUUUGGUCUGCCAGAAAAGCGGAGUACAUUGUUUAGGUUCGGCAAGAAAUCGAGCGGCGUGGACAUGAAAGACUUUGAGCGUGACAAUAGCAAGAAGCCGCACACACCUUGGCGAUUUGGUCGUGAGGAGGAGGAGGAGGAUUUAUCUAGCGAGAAAACCGAUUGAUGUAUAUCAAUGUCUUUAACAUGCAUCGUUCGUGAUGCUACAUUACUACGCCAUUGACUGACUCCUUACACCGUUGCUCUUUAAUAAUGACGAUCUUUUUUAAAAAAAAAACAUAAUCCUUCAACUGAAACUAAUUCUUAUUAACGUCAUACAUAAUAAAAUAAUACAUCAAUA